This is a messenger RNA of Mycosarcoma maydis (corn smut), 1383 nucleotides long. RefSeq lists its product as uncharacterized. The record is from RefSeq and is a predicted model, not a curated record. The transcript has a single exon. Bases 1 to 1383 code for a protein of 460 amino acids. Lineage: Eukaryota; Fungi; Basidiomycota; Ustilaginomycetes; Ustilaginales.
AUGCAGGCUCCUAAGCAGAUCGACACCGGCUUCGGCUUCUGCCUCGCCCCCAUCGACCUUGAGGCUGCUCACUCCGCCGCUGAGCGCCUCCAUCACUUUUCGAUCAACCCUCCUACACCAGAGUACCCCAACGGCUUGACUCACGGCGCUGACUUUUAUCGCACCAACUUCACUAUGCCUAUCGCUUACCCUCGCUCCACCUAUUCGGAACCUCUCGCGGGCGGCGAGUCGCUUUCAGAGCUGCUUCCUGGAACGCACGAGGUCUUGUCGCAGAAUGCACGCGCAGUCGAUGCUUGUCACUUUGUCCCCGUGAAGGUGGAGCCCACACCAGGUCUCUACACGCCCUUCGUACGAGGGGGUACCAACCCGAAGCAGCUGCGCAAGCGUCGUGUUCUGGUUGUAGAGCGUUUGAUCCCCAAGCGUGUGUCCACGAACCCGGAUGCAAAGAUCCUCCUCCUCACCCACGGUCUCGGAUUCUCUAAAGAGUGCUACAUUCCCCUUGUAGAUGAGCUCUUGCGUAACAGGCCCAACGAAAUUGAAGAGAUCUGGAUGAUUGACACACUCGGCCACGGCAUGUCGGCUGUCGUCAACCGCCAGCUCGACGACCCUUCACCGCUCGAGUUUAGCGAUCGUUGCAUUGAUGGUAACGACCUCGCACGUGAUAUUCUGCAAUUCAUCUGCUGCUUUAUGCCUUCAACUCGCACUUCGACCCCGGCGGAGCCCUCGCGCACGCUCGACUUUCAUCUUCCUCGCUUGCCUAGGAAAAAGCUUGUGGGUAUCGGCCACUCUUUCGGUGGUGCAGCGCUUUCGCAAGCUUCCUACCACUUCCCGGAGUUGUUUGACUCUGUCAUUCUCUUGGAAAGCAUCCUGGGUACGUUUGAGCAAGUAGACCGCAUUCACGCUGUACCGCUGGCCCGGUACACGUUGCUCAAGAAGGACCGCUGGGAAUCGCGCGAGGAGGCUCGCCACGAUGCUGACUCUGACAAGCACAUGCAGUUGUGGCAUCCUUCAGUGCGAGAUGCCUUUGCUGUCGGCAUGGUCACUGAAUCUUUGACUAUCCCCGGCACUUUUGAAAGGAGUGCGGACAAGGUAGCUGAAGCUCUUUCGAUUCGUGGCAACCGACCCGGUAUGCAGAUUUCGCAAUACCUACACUGCCUCCCAUCGCGCCUUCCUGUUCUCUUUAUUUCCGCACACAAACCGCUCCUCCUUCCACUUGAAGAAGUCUUCCACACUGCUCAAAGCAUCCCCAACCUUCAUUUUGAGGUGAUGACCGGCACCCACAAUCUCCCACACGAGCGCCCCAUCGACAUUGCUCACCGCAUCCUGCGCUUCUGGCGUGAGACGGAUGUAUCCGUUCCGUUCUUCCGCGAAAGCAGACUUUAG